Molecule: messenger RNA, 5717 nt
Organism: Oldenlandia corymbosa var. corymbosa
Lineage: Eukaryota; Viridiplantae; Streptophyta; Magnoliopsida; Gentianales; Rubiaceae
Source: the annotation of a GenBank genome assembly
CUACUAUGUUACACCGACUUUAUUUUAUUUUGUUUUAAACAUGUGAAUAAUAAUAUCUUAUUUAAUGAAUAAAAAUAAAGGCAAUUCAAUUAAACGGCGUUUAUUUAUCUUCAGGUAGAAAGAAUAGUGCAAUCAAAAGGCAGUCGAUCAUAGUUGUUUACUGUGAACCGAAAAUGUGAAUAUUUUUCAAGAAGCAAGUCGGAAAAUGGGGAAACUUGAAGGGGAUUGAUUGCAAUAAACUCUUUAUUUAUUAUUUUUAUUAUUGUUAUUAUCAUCCAUGUACAUCUACAGCUAAGGAGGUCAAUGUGAAAAUGAAGAAAAUCAAUGCAAUCAUUUUUUUAAUACAGAUUUGCUGGCUCAAUUUAAUUUGCCUGCUGUUAUUAAUUUUUUUAAUAAUUUUGGUGGAAGCAUGAAGGUAGGUAGUUUGGAUCUGAAUUAGUGAUGAGAAUGUUGUGUUCACAACUUCACAUGAUUGAGUACAGGAAGAAAGAGACGCAAAGACUGUAAAUUCAUCAGUUCAUUAGUACUACUACUUGCAACCAAAUCAAAGCAGCAUACAAUUAUCCAAAUCUCACAAUCAUAUCAAAACCAGCUGAUAAUUUUCAACUUGGACACAAAUUACCACAGAGAAUCUGUUGUGCCCGUCCUUCAAUUCUCGCAUGGAAAUGCUACAGUCGUUUGGAGAAAAGAAUGUGGAGGACUCCAUUGGGAUUGCUUUAAAUGAUCUGGAGUCAAUUGUCCGAGAUGCAAAGGAAGCAUCACUGUCGUACGUUGUGAAAGUGAAGUUUGAGUUGGGAAUUGCGAAGACUUUACGUCUGUGCAGAAAGAUGUGGGCCGGAGGAGAUCCGGUGCGCGCCGAGCCUGCGUUGCAUAUCAUGGAGGAGAUCAUCCUGGAACGUAGUCGCGAAAUUCAUUCGGCCUAUCUCACAAUGAGGCAAGAUGAGGAUUGGGAAACCCUUCUGCAGUAUGAGUACUCCGAUUCCCUGUAUGAGAUUGGGGAAGCAAUUAAAGAAGGAAUGGAAAUACCCUUUGAGAUUCUCUCUGAUGUCUUCUUAUUGCAACAGACUACUAGUUCUUCUUCUUCUCAUCGUCAUUUUGAAAUGGUGGAUCUCCUGAAUAUCAUCGAUUCCCUUCUUUACAUUGUUCCCUUGCUUCCUAAACGAAGUUUUAGUUCAUCUCUCCAUCCCCCUGGAAUUAUACCACCAACUAUAAGAUUCUUGAAGAACUUCAUUCUCUUUGCCUCGUCGUUCCAAGGAUUUGUGCUUGGGCAACUGGAAGAUGAUCUGUUCAUUCAAGUCGAAUGCUCAGUUGUCUAUUUCGCGUGUUUGGUUCUAGAAUUUGUGUUGGUGUCUUCGAACCAGUUUGAUUUUCACGAAUCCAUGAGGAGGAUUGAGCCUUUUGAGCCCCAUGUUUGCGAGAUUUAUGUUGGAGUCCUUCAGCAUGUUUUGGAAUUGUCAUUGCGGGAAUCCAUUCCUCAUGGACCUCAUCCCUCUCCAGAUACACUUGUGCUUCAAAACUUUAUUGAUUCUCUGCUCUUUCUUCUUUUGAAGCUUUUAUUCUUUGGUCCUACAAGUCAUUGGUAUACCUUUAACCACCAUAUCCGUAAACUGUACAAGGGAUUGGAAUUCUUGAAGAUCUCCCUGAGAGAGAAUCAUGGUUAUAAGGUUGGUGACCGGUAUUUGCCUUCUAUUUGUGAAGCAGGUACUAUUGUUUGCUAUCUUUUUGUCGAAAAAGGUGAUGGACGAGGAAUGGUCGAGAAUUUGGAGCUUCUUUUUUCAGCUUUUGAAGAAAAAAUUAAGCUUAUCAAGGGAGCAGAAGAGCAGCCGCCGAGAUACUCUUUAGCCUCAGCAUCCUGCUUUCCUCAAACCAAUUUGCCGGGCUUUAUUGAUUCCCUCUUGGAAAAAAUCAAGUCAGUCAAUGUAUAUGAGGCUAAUUCUUCAAUAAUUGUUUCUGGAGAGGAUGAGUUUCAGGCUAUCCAUAAUGAUCUCUCGUCUUUAAGAUCGUUUCUGGUUGAUGUUGUGCAGAAGACCCUAAAAAAUGGGCAGCUCAAAGCUCUCUGGGGUCGCGUUGCUGCGAUAGCCUAUGAGACAGAUUUUGCCAUUGACAGUGUGUUAGUUCAACGAGAUCUUCAGAGCUUUGUUAUAAUGCUUCAUACUAUUGUAGAAGAGGUCAACCUUAUUAAGGUUGAGAUCUCCGAAUGUUCACAUGGCGAAGGGAAGAUACUCGAAUUCCCGGGUAUUAUUACUAAAACUCAUAGUAAGCUGUCAUCAUCAAUCAGUAAGCUCCCAGAAUUCAGUGAACAUGCAGUGGGAUUGGAUGAUGAGACGCAAAACAUUGUUGAUCAACUCACAAGAGGAACGAAGCAGUUAGACAUUGUUUCUAUUGUGGGUAUGGCUGGGAUAGGGAAAACAACACUGGCCAAUAAAGUUUAUCGUCAUCACUCCAUCGUUCAUCACUUUUACGUACGUUCCUGGUGUAGAGUUUCUCAAGUAUACAACAAGAAAAAUUGCUUACUUGAGAUUUUAAGAGGUCUUGAUGAUGAAUCUGCUGACAAGUAUUUAGAAAUGAAUGAGCAUGAUUUGGCUCUUAAGCUCUACCGAAGCUUGAAGGGAAAAACAUAUCUUGUCAUCUUGGAUGACGUUUGGGAUGUUAAAGCAUGGAGUGACUUGCAAAAUUCUUUCCCUGAUGAUAUCAAGGGAAGUAGGAUUCUCCUGACUAGUCGACAUGAGAAUGUGGCUUUGCAAAUCAAGCGGCAAACUGACCCUCACCAUCUUCAAUUGCUCACAGAUGAUGAGAGUUGGGAACUGUUUAAGAUGAAAUUAGUCUUUCCUUCAGAGCUUCAUGAUAGUGGGAAGGCGAUAGUAAAACGUUGCAAGGGAUUGCCAUUGAUGAUUGUAGUUAUUGCUGGACUUUUAUCAAAGAUGGAGCCAAGUACAUGGGAAGAAGUCGAAGAAAGUCUAAAGAACGGCAAAGAUCAGUGCAUCGAUGCUAUAGCGAUGAGUUAUAGCCAUUUGCCUCCUCAUUUGAAACUAUGCUUUCUUUACUUUGCAGCAUAUGCAGAGGACCAAAAAUUUUCUGUUCGGGAAAUGAUAUGGUUGUGGAUAGCCGAAGGUUUCGUGGAGAAGAAUGGAAGAGAGUGCAUAGAGGAUGUUGCAGAGGGUUAUGUGAUAGAGUUAAUACAGAGAAACUUAGUUAUGGUUGCUGGAAAAGAGUUUGGAAGCAGGGUAAAAUUUUGCAUGCUCCAUGACCUGAUACACGAGUUCUGCUUGAAAAAAGCUAAUGAGGAACACUUCCUUCAUCAUUUACAUGGAAGUGAGCUUGAAAAUUCUAUUGAUCAAUGCACGCUCUAUCGGUUGCGUGUUUGUUCUAGUAAAGUGGAGGAUUUUAUAGAGUCAAGGCUGGAAUGUCCUCGUUUGCGCACUUUGUUCUUCCUAACAGAUUACAAUGAAAGGCUUCCAUUUUUACCACCUUGGUAUGGCAUCCUGUACAAGUUUUGCCAGUCCAAUUUCUUAGGAGUUUUGGACUUGACGGGAAUCUUUGAGUUCAAAUCCUUCCCUCUUGUAAUUCUACAACUUGUUCGCUUGAGGUACUUGGCCUUGUCAACAGGUGAUCACUGGGAAAUCCCGUUGUCGAUUGAGCAUCUCUCGAAUUUGGAGACAUUUAUUGUUCAAGGAGGAGAUGUAAGUGUUUUUCUGCCAAGCACUGUCUGGAAUUUGAAAAAAUUAAGGCAUUUGUGUAGGAUAUCACGAUCAGGGUGGGCGUGGGAAUUGUCAAUAGAGAAUCCUAAGUGUCUCUCCUAUUUAGAGAAUUUACAAGUUUUCUCCAAGGUUGAAUUUUCAUGUUACCAAACCAUGAAGGAAGUGAUCAAAAAGUCUCCCAAUAUCCGCAUACUUAAAUGCAGUCUCAUUCUAAGAGGAGAUAACACAAAGUGUACUGAGGAAUUCAAGAUUAUAGCACUAGAUUGUUUGAAUCAACUUGAAUCACUAUGGCUUAAAGAUUUGUUUCAGGCUAAGCUGGAUCUUCAUUUUCAGUUCCCUCAUAAUCUAAAGAAGCUGACUCUGAUAGGAUUUGGCCUUCCAUGGAGUAGAAUUGCAACAAUUGAUAGACUUCCUAAUCUGGAGGUUCUCAAGUUGGUAAGACGGGCAUUUGAAGGGCAAGAUUGGCACAUGGACGAGGAAGAAGAAGAAGAAGAAGACGGGACGUUCCCAAGACUCAGGUUUCUGAAAUUGGAAGACCUAGAUUUAGCAAGAUGGACGGGGUGCGAUGAUAAUUUCCCGUGUCUUGAGGUCUUAGUAUUGAAAGAUUGCGACGACUUGGUGGAGUUACCUUCCUGUUUGGCAACAAGUUCAACUCUUCUGAGGAUCGAGGUAACAGAUUGCAAGCAUGUCGCUGGUUCAAUAAGGGAAAUUCUAGAAAUGCAGAUGGAUUUGGGAAAUGAGGAUCUCAAGAUACUCAGGUUCUGCCAUCUUUUCAAAAUCAAGGAACUUUGUCGUCAUAUUUGUUUUGAAGCGGCAAUCCGCGAGAUUCCUGUAUUAAAACACCACUUUCGGGAUGUGAAGUGUUCGUUGGGAGUUAUGAGGACGAUUUUUCAGUACAGAAUGAUUUGGGACGAAGAUGCAGGAAACGAAUCUGCCCUGUGUACUAUGGCGGCCACCGUUCUCAAAUGUUCUCUGGAAAUUCAGUUACUCUACCUUACACUGGAGGAAGCUGGUAAUGAUCAUGCGAUUUCUGAAAAUCGAUGGAAUCGGUUCUCUGAGUUCUUACAAAAGAUUGUGGAAUCGAUUUGGCAAGGAAUGGAGGAAACCUUCGAUAUUGUCUCAGACGUGGUUCGGAAGAGGAAGACUAGUUCUUCUUCUCAUUCGGAAAUGGGGGAACUCCUGAACAUCAUCGAUGCCAUUCUUCACAUUCUGCCCAAAUUUGUUCCAAAUCACUUUGGCGCUUGUCAUGUUGAUUACGCAAUAGUAUCUGUAAAAUUCUUGAAAAAAUCCAUUCUCUUUGCCGCAUUUAAAGGACUUGAGCAUAGGCAAACGCAAGCUCUGUUGGUUCACAUUCAAGCCUCAGUUUUCGAUCUCGCCCGCUCCAUCUUUGCGGCGGAGCUUUUGGGGGAUCACUAUGAUCAUUUUUCCAAAUCGAUUGAAAGCAUUGACGCUUUUCUAUCCCAUGAUGUAUGUGACAUUUAUCUCGGAUAUCUGCAUGAAGUUCUAGAAUUGCCUCAAUCAUCUAUUCAUCAUCUCACUCCUGGGAGCAAUGCACUUGAGUCCUUGGUAGCCUUUGUUGGUUCCCUCCGCUCUUUUCUUUUCAGGAUAGCAUUCCAUUGUGAAUUCCAUUUGUACACCUUUGACCUCCAUAUUCGUAAACUGUGUGAGGGAUUGGAAUUCAUGAAGACCGCUCUAAGAGAGCAUCAAGAUAAGGUUGGUGACCACUAUGAGAAAAUGCCUGAUCUCAUCCCACCUCUUAUUUGUGAAGCAGGGGUUAUCAUUUUCAAUCUUAUUCGAGGAAACGAAGUUGAAGGAGGCAUGGUUAAAAAGCUGGAGCCACUUUUUUCAGAUUUUGAGGAAAAACUUGAGCUCAUCAUGGGACCAAAAGAAGUGGCAUCCGGGUACUCUUUGGACUCGCCAUCCUACUUUCCUCAAACAAACUUGCUUGGUUUAUGGAAUCCUUCUUGGAUAAGAUUCGGUCAGUCAAUUUUAAUGGGUCGGAUUCAGCAAUUGGCUUAG